AUGGCCGGGUUCGCGCGCGCCACCGCCUCCACGCCCAUGUCGCCGGCGGCGGCGGGCCCGCCGUUGCUCACCGGCGAGCGCCUCGUAGUCUUCCUCUUCGCGGCCCGCGUGGCGCUCGCGGCACCGGCGCACCUCGCCGCGCCGCUCGCGAUCCUCGUGGCGGCCGCCCUCGCCGUCGAGCUCGCCGUGGACGGCUCCGCCCCGCUCCGCCGCUUCCGGACCAGGCCAGGUGCUUCAUCAGGCAUACUUCUUGGCGCCACUACUCUGCCCAGCGUCAUGCUUUCUCGGUUAAUUCAACUGUCGAGGCUCUUACCAACUGAUCCUAAUGGACCUAAAGAAUUUGCAUACCUGGAAAUGCAGUACUGGGCAGCAUCAAUCAGCUGUCUCAGUGUGCUAGCUUUAUUCCUUUGGCAUCUACGGAAGUCUCCCAGCAAUGGAAUUUCUAAACAUUUGGAGUACGGCUCAUUGUUGAUAGUUUUAUAUCUCAUGACAUUCUUUUUGUCCUUUCUACUGAAGACUGAUGGAGGCCUGAUGGUAAUGACCAGUAUGGUGUAUAUGCUCUGUCAUGGAGUGGCUGGUGUGAUCUUAAUCAAGCAUAUUCUAGAGAAGUUCCCCUCAUGCUCAUCUUUUGGGGAGGCGCUUCUGGUGUCAAGUGGUCUUAUUCUCUACUUUGGUGAUAUGUUGGCACAUACACUUUCAAAGAUGGAGUUCUCCGUGUCAUCAAAAGCAUUCAUUCGCACACCUAGAACUAGAAGUGAUAUGACCGCAAUUAUUCAGGGGAUUUUACUUGUCCUUUUUCUACUUCCAUUAUUAUACAAGAGUUCUCUUCAAGUUUGGUAUUCAUGUAGAAUGAAGGGAAAGCAACAAACACAAGCAGCUGAGGAACAUACGCGAAAAAGAAUUGGUUCUGCUGUAUUCUAUAUCUCAUUGUUGGUGGUGUUAAUGUUUUUACUGCCAUCAUGGACACACCUUGUCCAAGGCCUCAAAGUGCAUCCUUUUGUCUGGAUUCUUAACUAUAUGUUCACUGAUUCACAUGAACGACUUGCUUUAUGUGCAUACUGGAUAUGUGUAAUAUAUGUAUCGGUUAGAAGGUUCUACAGUAUAUCAAAGCAAAGCAAGACAGAGAGGAUUCUUUUGCGCAAGUAUUAUCAUCUCGUCGCUGUUCUCAUUUUCUCUCCUGCAGUUAUAUUUCAGCCUGCUUUCUUGGACUUGGCAUUUGGUGCAGCAUUUGCAGUUUUCUUGGUAUUGGAGAUGAUACGAAUUUGGGAAAUAUACCCUCUUGGACAUCUUGUGCAUCAGUUUAUGAACGCCUUUACUGAUCAUCGUGAUUCUGAGAUUCUUAUUGUCAGCCAUUUUUCACUCUUACUGGGCUGUGCACUUCCCAAAUGGAUGUCAUCUGGAUUAAAUGAUCGACCACUUGCCCCUUUUGCUGGAAUUCUCAGCUUGGGGAUAGGUGAUACCAUGGCAUCAAUGAUAGGGUACAAGUAUGGUGUGUUAAGAUGGAGCAAGACAGGAAAGAAAACAAUCGAAGGCACGGCAGCGGGCAUAACCUCGAUGCUAGCAGCCUGCUCGAUCCUGGUGUCACUCUUAGCUUCCAGUGGGUACAUUCUUUCGCAGAAUUGGUUAUCACUUCUGAUAGCUGUCACAUUGAGUGGAUUGUUGGAGGCAUACACUGCACAGCUGGACAAUGCCUUCAUCCCCCUCGUGUUCUAUAGUCUUCUAUGUCUAUAG
Messenger RNA from Miscanthus lutarioriparius, 1731 nucleotides. NCBI's taxonomy places the organism in Eukaryota, Viridiplantae, Streptophyta, Magnoliopsida, Poales, Poaceae. The record is from the annotation of a GenBank genome assembly.